CUAUUCAAGUCUAAGUGGUUCUUGAAGGCUUGCAAGAAAAAAAUGUUUAGGAGAAGUAUUUCCAUCGAGGAAAUAAAGAAGAUAUCGAGUGUCACAAGGAAAUAAAUAUUUAGUAGAAAAGAGGGAAAUGAAAUAUUCCAU
Messenger RNA from Nezara viridula (southern green stink bug), 141 nucleotides. The record is from the annotation of a GenBank genome assembly. NCBI's taxonomy places the organism in Eukaryota, Metazoa, Arthropoda, Insecta, Hemiptera, Pentatomidae.